AUGGCCGCCGCAAUUCCUGUUUUUACGAUCUAUGAUGCCAUGAUUUUAUGUCAAAUCCCUGACACUGGUAAUUUCCAAGGACAAACUGACGCUCAACGUAUGGCAGAAGAGCUCUUUGACAACGAUUUUGGCACUGCCAUGACCAAGUCAAUCAAGCAGGUCAACAUGGACCUUGCAACGCUUGCAUCCUUGACCGCUGUACAAGGACGAAUUGCAUUUGUACAGUGGGUUCGCGAUGAAAUUCGGAUGGGCAGAAACCCUGCACAACACCCUUUUCCAGCUGGAGAUACAUCUACUCUGCUGCAGCGAUUGAACUUCCAUCAAAAGUAUGUCAAAGAUUCUAAAACUUUAAUUGACAAUACGGUUCCACCCAAGUGGAGCAAAGAACAACAAUGGAAGCAAUGGGUCAAGCUGCUCCGUGACCACCUCCGCGCAUAUAUCGGUGUCAAUGGCAUCCCUCUUGUUUAUGUGGUCCGCGAGAAUGCAGCUCAAGACCCAACACCACAAGACGAUUUUCUUGACAAAUAUAUCAAUAUGGCUCUACUUGUUGGAACCGCCUUUAUUGUGGAUAACAAACAAGUGUUGGCUCUACUGAACAAAUUUAUCAUGGGUUGUUCUGAAGCUGAAAUGGUAAUACAAGCGCUCAAUACUACUACUGAUGGUAGAGCUGCUUUCUUCGCAUUGAAGGCAUUUUAUGAAGGUGAAGGCAUUUUCGCUCAUGAUGUCAUGGCGGCGGUAUUAUCGAUUAAUCAUCAAACACGGUAUCCCUGA
Cylindrotheca closterium is the source of this 771-nucleotide messenger RNA. The record is from the annotation of a GenBank genome assembly. Lineage: Eukaryota; Bacillariophyta; Bacillariophyceae; Bacillariales; Bacillariaceae.